Molecule: messenger RNA, 2236 nt
Organism: Nicotiana attenuata
Lineage: Eukaryota; Viridiplantae; Streptophyta; Magnoliopsida; Solanales; Solanaceae
Exons: 9
Coding region: 90-2063 (657 amino acids)
Source: RefSeq, a predicted model, not a curated record
CAUCAACAAACGCCAGAUUGUUUCUUGCCUUUUCUCUCUCUCAUACCAUUCACUGUGUAGACGCUCCAAUCGUUGUGCGAAAAAACAAAAUGGCAGAAGAGAAGCAGCAGCCCGAGAUGGAGGUAGACGAAGAAUGGGAAGAUGAUGAAGUGUUUUACGAGAGAAUUGAAGCCCCAAAGUUCGUCGACUUCACCACUCCCGACCACUACCGCCCCGACGAUCGUUACUGGUUUUGCCUCCGUGUUGGCUGCGACCAAAAACAUGAAGAAGAAAUGGAUCAUGAGAAAAUCUACAAGGAUUUUGUUCUUCGAGUAAUGGCUGCUAGAAGUCCUAAUGUAAGACUUCAGAAAGCACUAAGCAGACGUGCUACAGGGAAGAACAUAAAAUGUCCACUCACAGUGCCAGCAAAAUCUUCCAAGUCUAGACUCUCAAAGUUAGCUGUUGUUUCAAACAUUUCUCAUAAAUUGAUUGAAGACAAAGAGAAGAUUAGUCAUCCAUCAAAGCCCACUUCUACUCCAAAAAUCAAAGGAAAGCUAGUUGCUGCUAAGUAUCUCACUACUCCAAGGAACAAAAAAUGCCUUCCAAAUCCGAAUUCCUUUCGUAGUGUCCAAAAUCCAAAACCUGCAGCCCUUGCUGUUCCAAAGAGUAGGACCAUAGCAAAGGCUUUGGUCUUCCACUCCCCCAAGAAAGCCAUCAGUUUAAAGAAAUCAGUGGAACUACGAACUCCUUUAACUAAAUUAUGUCAAGGAAUCAAGAAGCUAGAGAUAUCAGAUCAAAAGAAGCGUGUAUUGGGUUGUUCUGAAAAAUCCAAGGAUAUCAAAUGUUAUCCUGGAGAUUCUUUGAGGAACAGAAACUCUCAGAAGGACGAAAGCAAGACGCCAAAGAGUACUGGAAAGUCUCAAACUCGAGUACUAAGAAAAGCCAGACCUGUACACUUAACUAGCAUUCAGAACCAAGCUAAAUUAGAAAAGAAGUGCCACUCCAAGAAAAUAGCAGAAAAUGAAUGCAGCAAGCCAGGGGUUGAUUUAACAUCAAGAGACAGUAAUGAAGAGCACGUCACUGCUUCAGAAAACCAUGAAGUGAACUUGACAUAUGAAUUGAACUAUGAUGCUGAUCAGAGAGGUUUGGUGGGAAAUGAUCUUCCAAAAAGUCAACCAACAAGUGGAGAGGAUCAUUGUGGUGACAAUAUUGAAAGUGGCACAGAAGGAAAUUUGGGGACUGGACUAAAUAAGACGGACCACUCUAUUUGUUUUCAGACUUCAGAAGGGGUAGGACAUCAUGGUAGUGAAUGCAUAGACAGUGAUGACAAAGAGAAUGUUUCAGUUCCAGAUGAGAACAGAAGCCUCACCAACAAUAUAAGCCAGGCUGGGGAAAAUAUUCUUGGUGUGCAGAAGAUGCAAAAAGUCAUCAAGAAGAACGCCCAACCAGCGGCCAAGAAUCUAAAAGAAGGUUUGCUUUCCACAAAUGUUGGUGCCUCAGGGAUGAAGUCCAAGAAGCCAAAGCCUACCAAUCCUAAACCUUUCAGACUAAGAACUGAUGAAAGGGGAAUUCUUAGGGAAGCUGAUCUACAGAGGAAAAAACAGGGCAAUGUAGAAUAUUCUGACAACGAAAACAGAUGCACGGAAGAUAAUCCUGAAGGCAAUGAUAGAGAUUCGAAGGACUUGCGAAGUGAUUUAUCCAAGGAUAGUGGGAUAAAAAGCCAUAAGUCUUCGGACGGGAAAGUGAGAUUGAGGAAAUCAAGUAUAACACCAGAGAGAUGUCAUGCUACACAAAUAAAAACAGCCAACUUAAGAAAUGCUAAAUCUCCCAUGGCAUCAUGUUUGAGACAAGAUCAGAAACUCACUGUAAUACAAGAAGCAUCAGCUGAUAUUUCAAAACCAAAGAAGGUAGGGAAGCUUCAUGAAAAUGGUGCUACAGCCAUGUCCCGAGCUAAAGCCUCGACGCCUUCCAGAAUGUUAUCUCGUGGAAGAAGGCCUCUGACAAUCCCAAAGGAGCCAGACUUCCACAGCACCCACCGGCCUAAAAGUUGCACAAAAAACUUAGCAGAACAAGUGCCCUUGUAAAGUUCGAAGCAAAUUCAAUUAAUUCUUGAGUUGUUGUAUGUACACUUCAAAUGAUUCAUUUGAGUCGAAAUAUUUAUUUUCCACCUUCUCCAACAUUACAGCUCCUAUUUCACUGAAAAUGUUGAGAAGGUUUGCAACACAUAUAUUCUAUCUGUAAUUUGAAUUCCAAGGCA